AUGUGCCCUGGUGGCUUCAACCAAGAAAAGCGUCUUAGAAGGAAGUUGCGUCGUCAACUGAAACAAGACCGCGACAACGAGUGGAUGUCAAGAGCGGUGGAGCUUGAGAAGGCGUGGGAAAGCCUAUGCUCUACUAAAACAACCUUGCUGAACCGGUUAGCACCGUCAGCUCCUGAACUCGAACACGGUCAUAGAACGACAUAUGCGGUUAACGAGGAGCCACCGACCGAGUCGGAGGUCCUGCUCUGUAUUCAGAAAAUGAAGAAUGGAAAAGAAUGA
Molecule: messenger RNA, 279 nt
Organism: Necator americanus (New World hookworm)
Lineage: Eukaryota; Metazoa; Nematoda; Chromadorea; Rhabditida; Ancylostomatidae
Exons: 2
Coding region: 1-279 (92 amino acids)
Source: RefSeq, a predicted model, not a curated record